This is a messenger RNA of Orbicella faveolata, 1353 nucleotides long. RefSeq lists its product as uncharacterized. NCBI's taxonomy places the organism in Eukaryota, Metazoa, Cnidaria, Anthozoa, Scleractinia, Merulinidae. Gene Ontology annotation, cellular component: cytoplasm; nucleus. Gene Ontology annotation, biological process: regulation of cell cycle; negative regulation of apoptotic process; positive regulation of protein ubiquitination. Gene Ontology annotation, molecular function: ubiquitin protein ligase activity; cysteine-type endopeptidase inhibitor activity involved in apoptotic process. The record is from RefSeq and is a predicted model, not a curated record.
UAACUGGACACCCAGCAGAAAGGCUAAGCCACUUCACACUGUUUUGACUUCCUGUGGUUUAAAAGCGCGAUGCGCAUUGGUCGCAUCAAGGCGAGUCGUGCACGUGCACGUGCCUUCCAUAACGCGCAUGUCCUCGGCAAUGUAAACAACAGCUUUGACAACAGUCCGUUUCAUUCCUGCAGUUGAUGAGGGGUACUUAGGCUGGUGUAGUUUCGAGCUGUCAAAAUUUCCUUUUAAUACUUAAGAAUGGCGAAGUUGAAAACGAAGCUGCUGAUUUUAGCUGUACUAGGUGUCGUUUUAGCUAUAUUUUAUCCGAAAAUCAAAUCGGCGUACGGAAAACAUAUAAAACCUCACGCAGAUAUAGCGGCAAACGUCGUGAAAUUCAUCAAGGAUUUUCACAUUUUUGGUUAUCACAUUCCGUGGAAAUAUGUUCUCCCUGGGUUUGCUUUGUUCCUGGCCGUGCAGUUAUUUAGGAGACGACGUCGGCUUAAGAAGCUUGCAGAAGAACAAAAGAAAAAAGAUCAGACUUUUAUGACAGAGGAGGAAGUGCAUACCACAAACCAUGUUGCAAAAUCUGAAAACAUUGACAACACUGUCCCACCUGCCAACCUAUCAGAUCUGUCAGCAACGGGAAACCGCGUGCGGACAUACACGUAUUGGCCUGCAACAAGCUCUGUUAAUGUGUUUGAGCUAGCCAGGGCAGGGUUUGUGUUUACUGGAAUGGAUGAUAUAGUAAAAUGCUACAAGUGUCAGGGCACCCUUAAAAAGUGGAAACCCGGAGAUGAUCCUUUGGAGGGUCACAAAGAAUUCUACCCUGAUUGCCCGCAUGUCGUUGCCCUUGAUGCUAUUAAAAAGUCAAUUAACACUGAAACCCAACUGGAAGACCUGCUAUCUGUGUGCGAUGGAGUAGGUUAUCGUCUACGGCAAUUGCACACCAUCCAGAGUAAGGCAUCAGGAGUAGAGCCAGGUAGGGAAGCUGUCUGUGACACUGGGGAAACUUAAGAGUGUGUCAAUAAACCCUCAGUAAUGAGUGCAGGUGUUCCAAGUUUGCUGUUUGUCACCUCAAGGGGUCUCAGAUUUUUGUCAAACCCAAAUCAAUUAAGAUUUCCAUUAAAAAAAAAUUGACAAAUUUGAUUUCAUCUAUCCAAUGUAAAAGAAAUAAUGUUAUCCAGAUAAAAUUUGUGUGUGCUGGAAAAAAAACAUGUAUUUUUUUUAUAAAUACAAAAAACAUACAAUCUUUAGUGUAACUUCCAGAUUAAAGGUGUGUAAAUUCUUGGGGGUAUAGAGAGUACUCUGUAAACAAGCAAAUUUGGACCUUCUGAAUUCCACCACUAUUUUUAAAAUAUGUAUCAU